AUGUCAGCCUCGUCUGAAACAACUGUCACUUCGGUGUCCUCGUUAGGCAACGAUGUGGCCGUAGAUCAUGAAAAAGAAGAAAGAAGAUAUGGAUGUCUGGGUGGAAAUCGCUAUAUCGUCUUGGUCAUCGCAUUGUUUUUCUUGUCGUUUAUGCUAUCCUCAAUCAUCUGCUAUAACGCCUCCUACGUCUCCAUGGUAAACCUUCACUCCUCUCCCUAUUGGGAUGACUUCAUUAAAUCCAACAAAUCAAUCGAUGAGAUCAACUGGAACGACCCUGAUCUCCCGUUAUCUCAAAGACGAUUCGCCUUUGACACAGCUCAAAAAAGUCUGGGCUUCGCAGCUGGAUUCCUUGGCGCCAUCGCCGCAGUCGUCCCAAUGUCUCGCCUAACCGCUCGUUUUGGAUGCCACAAAGUCAUGACACUUAGUGGAAUUUUUGGAACGGUUUUAGUGUUUAUUAGCCCGGUCGUGGUCUCCUGGAGUUUCCCGGUGUUUCUUGUGUUGCGUGUCCUUCAAGGGAUCACUUUGGCUAACUUGUUCACAACAGCUGGAGUUGUAGUAAACGAAUGGGCCGCUAUGAAUGAGAAAGGGUUGUUUAUCUCAGUACUUUCGGCUCAUGUGGAAAUGGGAGCAGUCUUCACUAUGCCAGUUUCAGGAGCUCUCGCUACUAGUGCCGGCUGGCCAUGGGUAUUCUAUCUUCACGGUGCUAUCCUUGGAGCUCUAACCAUUUUAUGGGCGGUCUACUACAGAGAUCGCGCUGUCAAGCAUCCAUUUGUUCAGCGGAAGGAAUGGCGGAAGAUUAGUUUUGGCAAGAGACUCAAUCAAGUUGGAAAGGGAGCUAAUGAUACCCCAAUCCGCAAAAUUGUCUCUUCCAUUGUCAUCUGGGGUGUGUGGAUUGCUGUGAUUGGUAAUUUUCUGGUAUCCCAAUUCUCUAUCUCAUAUGCACCCAUCUAUCUCCGUGGAGUCAUUGGAUGCACACCAACAGAGGCAGGACUUCUGACUCUAAUCCCAAUGGCUUGUUUGCUCGUCAUCAAAUUCAGCACCGGAUUCUUCUCAGACCGCAUAAAAUCUAUCUCAGAUCUCACUAAAAUGAAAAUGUUCAACUCUUGUGCUCUUCUCGGAUCCUCGAUUUUCUUUAUUAUUCUGGCAUGCUCAAGUCCUGGUAGAAACAAGGUUUUGGAUGUUAUCUUGUUGUCGAUUCCAAUGGCUCUCCUUGGCUUCUCAUCCGGUGGUUAUAGUAAAUGUGCAGUGAUGGUUUCCGGGCAAUAUUCUCCAUUUGUGAUGUCAAUUGUGCAGAUCAUCGCCUGCUCUUCACUAAUGGCUGGAUCCUUCCUGGUUCCUGCUCUGACUCCAACUGAUAGUUUUAGUGAAUGGCAGAGGGUUUUCAUGGUUUAUGGAGCUGUUUUGGCAAUUACCAAUACUAUUUUUAUAGUUUUCGCUAGAGCCGAACCUGCCAAAUGGGCACAACAAAAAGGGGACCUAACCCUAGCCGAGGCGGUUAUGGGUUGUGAGCAAAAACCAGUGGAGACAGUGUCAGAUCCUGAGUCUGGAUUACCAAGGGGCAUCUGA
This is a messenger RNA of Caenorhabditis remanei, 1566 nucleotides long. RefSeq lists its product as uncharacterized. Gene Ontology annotation, biological process: transmembrane transport. The record is from RefSeq and is a predicted model, not a curated record. Gene Ontology annotation, molecular function: transmembrane transporter activity. The transcript has 7 exons. The coding region runs from base 1 to 1566 and encodes 521 amino acids. Lineage: Eukaryota; Metazoa; Nematoda; Chromadorea; Rhabditida; Rhabditidae.